AGCUGCAUCUGAUAACAGGCUGAACGGAGGCACAGGUACAUCAAAGAUGAAGUGGUUUGUACUAGCUGCCUUUACUGUGUGCAUCUUUGUGCCCACUGAUUCCUGUGAACCGGGACCACGUGGCUGGUGUUAUCACCAGAAUAUAUGCAAUGUAGAUGAGCCCAACUGGCCAAAAAGUUACCCCAACUGCAACGGAACUCGACAGUCACCCAUUAACAUCGUCUCAGAAUCUGCCAAACCGAACGACAACCUGACUGAAAUUCAUUUUGAAAAUUAUGAUAACACCUCCAAGAUGAUAUCCAUAGAAAAUACUGGGGAAACAGUCAGAGUUAACCUUACGAAAGGAGUUAAUAUUACAAUAGGGAACCUGUCCGAUGUAUACGAAACCCUACAAUUCCACUUCCACUGGGGCAACGGCUCCUCUGUCCCCGGCUCAGAGCACACAGUGGAUGGAAAGCGCUAUCCUAUGGAGCUGCAUAUUGUGAACACCAAGGAAAUGUACAAUCGGUGUAUAGCUGAUGCCAGUAAAGAUCCCACCGGAAUUGCAGCACUUGGUUUCUUCAUUGAGGUAAUGUCAGACAACUCAACUGGUCAGCCGGAAAGCUGGCGCAAUUUGACCUCUUACUUGGCCAACAUCACAGAAAAAGGCAACAACGUUUCGUUUAGUUCGAUUGCAGCCGGGUUUUCCCUGAAAGACCUGCUUGGCAAUGUGUCUCUCUCUAAGUAUUACCGCUACCUUGGAUCUUUGACGACCCCCAAUUGUAAUGAGGCGGUGGUCUGGACCGUUUUUAAGGAACCGAUUAAAGUCAGCAAAGAUCUGAUUGACCUCUUCAGCACCACAGUUCGUGUCGAAAACAACACAUCACAACUCAUUACAAAUGUCUACAGACGCGUACAAAAUCAAACAGAUAGAAUAGUCUGGACUCAGAGGAGCAACGGUUCUGCCUCCACAACCUGCUUCUCCCUGGGUCUGCUGCUCCUCAGUCUUGCACUGGGCUCGAGUUGGAGCUAAAAACAGAAAGAAGACGUCAUCAGCAACUUUUCUGAUCAACCCGUUGCCUCACUUCAGCACAUGCAUUCUUUCCCCAUUUAAUUAAAACUGAGCUUCGCUGAUUUCUAAUGUAGCUCUUUAUGUUUGACAUGAAAAGUGUGAAAAAUAAUUUAUUAAGGUGAAGGCUACCUCUGCUCCCAUGUUAUCUCUGCUAUCUCUUGAUUAUGACAACCUGUGAGAAAGAACUUAGCUGUUGUCACACGUCAGUCUAGUUUACUUUAAGCAAUGACAUGCACAAGUUUUCAUUUUGUGAGGCCAGCACGGUCUGAACAAUUGCGGCAUUUUCCACAUCUCUGUUGAGCUGCCAGAGCAAUGUGUGGGUGACAAACGGAUGCACCUACACUAUUUACAGUGUAGUUCUGGCAGUUAUGAAAUCCAGCGUUAUAAGAAUGUGCCACUUUCUGGGUAAAUGUUAAGGUACGCUUUGAUGUUGGCGUGUGGACCUAGUUUAGUUUACCAAGAGGUGACUGAAGGAUGUAGUUACUAUUUAAAUUUUUCUAACCUUUCUUGCCUCCAUCAGUGCAGCUACUGCUGCAUUUGAAGUGCACUCGUAGUGUUGUGGAUUUUAUUAUGACAUAUAUACCUGUAUACACUAGACAAGGAAUCAUAGUUACUUUCAUAAAUUGUGUGUAAUCAUAUAUACUCAUAUAUACUAUGCAUACUCAUAAUGAAGUGUUUAUAUAGUGGAGUCACUGUGUUAAACAUUUAACCCGUAUGUUCAAAUCACAUGACCCAUAUAUAUAGGUCAUAUAUAUCUCCCAGUAUAUUAAUGAAAAAUUUGUGCCACUUGUUGUAUGAACACAUGUUGAUUAAUACUGCUUAAAAAUGUAACAAUGAGGGUCAGUAGGAAACCUUUGAUAUCUUUAUGGCCUACUGUGACUAGUCCAACAAAGGGUUAAUUCAACUUGGCACUGCUAAAGUAUGUGCAUAAGACCCUUCUUGGCAUGCAGCUGCAUUUAACUGUGCAGCAGAAGCAUGCAGUGGUUUGAGACGGCUGUGCAGCAGAAGCAUGCAGCUGUGUUUAACUGGACUGCUUCACGGCAUGUGCAGCCCUUCAACUGCUGUACAACAGAGGCAGGCAGUUGUUUGGAUGGAUGCAAAGCAAGGGCCUGCUGCCUUUUCUGGGGCUAUAAGCUAAAAAAGAUGAGCCCCUUCAAAUAGCUAUAAGAUAAAAGCAUAAGCCCCUCAAACGGCUAUAAGGAAAUAAACAUAAGGCUCCCUAAGCUGCCGAGAAGUAAGAGGUUCCUUUGAUGUGAAUGGCUGUAAGGUAAAAGCAGACGGCUCUGUGAAUGACUAAAGCCAGAACUGUACAGCCUUUUAAUAUUUCUAUAAGCAAAACAAACCUGGCCUCUGCAGGGCAGGCACCUGAAGUUCUGGCCCUCGCCUCAAACACCAGAAGGCAAUGAAGUAAACCCUUACACAGCAUGGAUAGCAGCUUAUGUCUAGCAUGGGCGCCCAACAAAAGUGUUAGAUGGAUUAACUGAUUAACUGCCUUUCUGUAGACUUUCAGACUCACUUUGGCCAUAAAGCUGACAAAGGGACCCUAUGCAGUGAUGGAUGAGAGAUUGGUUUGCAAGAAGUUAUGGUGUAGGGCUGUGUAUGUCAUAAGCAGAAGAUGAAAAGAGAAAAACAGAGGAUGAAAGGAUAACUAAAAACGGGAGGGGGGAUCCCUGUCCCUAUAUAAGAUGAGUCCGAUAUGUGCUCGCUCUCUUCUUCCUGCUGCUUCUUUCCUGUCUGUCUCUUCUGUGUUUGUGCUUUAAGGCUCUACACUCCAGUUUGCUUCGCUUUUUCGUUUGCUUGUUUUUUAUGUGUUAUUUCCACUUUUAAAUGUACUGUUCUGCUGUUUAUAUGACAAUGUUUAAUAAACUCUGUUCUAAGAAUUCUACUCUUUUCCAGAGAAUCAUUUUGAGUGAUUUGAUUUUAAUUGGAUCUGAAAAGCUGGACUUUCACAGUGUUAGCGGGAUAAGGUUAUAUUGGCUUCAAAAUUUGCAAAACGACAGUAGCUUAACCCACAAAAUGGAAAAUGAAAACCUGCUGAUUCAUUUAUGAAGUUCAUGUUAUGAAGGCUUUGUGUGUUACUUUCUCAGAUGAACAAAAUUAUUUAUCAGUGAUGCACAUUGCUUAUGUCCUUAAUACUGUACUGUAUUGCUAGAACAUGAAGAAAACUGUGACCUUCCUGAUCUUAUUAAAUGACAAUUAAAAUUAUUUAUCAGUG
Molecule: messenger RNA, 3266 nt
Organism: Oreochromis aureus
Lineage: Eukaryota; Metazoa; Chordata; Actinopteri; Cichliformes; Cichlidae
Product: carbonic anhydrase 12-like
Exons: 9
Coding region: 47-1012 (321 amino acids)
Cellular component (GO): plasma membrane
Molecular function (GO): carbonate dehydratase activity; zinc ion binding
Source: RefSeq, a predicted model, not a curated record